UCACGUACAGCAUACAAGAAAAUGGCUGCUGUAGGACUACUUUGUCUCUGCCUUCUGGCAUCCUUGGUUGGCAGCUAUCCUUUGACGGACGAGAGUUCAAAAUUUAAAGGCCCCAUAUUCACACCAGUCAGUAUUGGGAUACCAACAGCAGAGGAAGUCAGUAUUGGGAUACCAACAGCAGAAGAAGUCAGUAUUGGAAUACCAACAGCAGAAUAUAUGAAGGAGCAUGAGGCAGACACAAAGAUUGGCACAAUUGCUCCUCGUUCUUUAAAAUCACUUUUUGGACUUGGAAUUGGUGGAAAUAUAUUGGGAAUCAAUGCAGGUGCAGGCAUCAGUCAUGGACGCGGAGGCUGGGGAGAAGUGGGCAUGCAUUCUGGACAUCCAGGAUAUGUCCCCUAUUACGAGGAACCAAAUCAGUACUACUACUAGUUCUGCCGUCAUUAUGAUAAUCAACAUAUUACUUCUUAUAAUUAAAUGAAUGGAGUUGAGUAAAGUACCGCUAUUCACAAAUAAUAUUAAAUAAAAAUAAAUCCACUAAUAAA
Homalodisca vitripennis (glassy-winged sharpshooter) is the source of this 542-nucleotide messenger RNA. RefSeq lists its product as uncharacterized. Bases 22 to 429 code for a protein of 135 amino acids. The transcript is spliced from 3 exons. Lineage: Eukaryota; Metazoa; Arthropoda; Insecta; Hemiptera; Cicadellidae. The record is from RefSeq and is a predicted model, not a curated record.